Molecule: messenger RNA, 1336 nt
Organism: Cyprinus carpio (common carp)
Lineage: Eukaryota; Metazoa; Chordata; Actinopteri; Cypriniformes; Cyprinidae
Product: neural cell adhesion molecule 1-like
Exons: 8
Coding region: 209-1321 (370 amino acids)
Biological process (GO): cell adhesion
Cellular component (GO): membrane; neuron projection
Source: RefSeq, a predicted model, not a curated record
GAUGAAUUCGUGUUGUGCGUGCCUUGCUGCUGCGCUUGUCACUCAUUCGCUGUGCUGCUCGGAGCGCAUUCUGUGUCAACGGCUGAGGACCAAUUCAUGAUUUUACAUCAACCUUAAACAGGGACAAAGCAUCGUAGUCAUUUAGAUAAUAACUGAACCAACUCUCUCUACCUAUUCUACACGGAGCAUACCUUUGGAAGCGAUUGCAAUGCUUCAGAUAAGGGAUCUCAUUUGGACAUUGCUUUUCUUUGGUUAUGCAGCUGCCUUGCAAGUGGAAAUCACUCCGGCCCAGGGAGAGGUCAGCGUGGGAGAGUCCAAAUUCUUUUUGUGUGAAGUUGUUGGAGAUGCUAAGGAAAUAGACUGGUUUGCACCCAAUGGCGAGAAGCUCCUGCCAGGCAGACCAGACAUCAGUGUUAGCAAGAAUGAUGAGUCCUCGUCGACACUCACAAUCUACAAUGCCAACGUCGACCAUGCAGGCAUGUACAAGUGUGUGGCGAAAAGCGGGGAAAAGGAAUCUGAGGGCACUGUCAUCGUCAAAAUAUUCCAGAAACUCACUUUCCAAAAUGCUCCAUCGCCUCAAGAGUUCAACGAGGGCGAUGAAGCUGACAUCAUCUGUGAUGUCAUCAGCUCGCCGCCCCCGGCUAUCAUCUGGAAGUAUAAAAAGACCAGGAUCCAGCCCGAGACUGAUGUCCGUUUCAAGGUCUUAAGCAACAACCACCUCCAGAUCCGCGGCAUCAAAAAGACAGAUGAGGGUGACUACACCUGCGAGGGCCGCAUCAUGGCCCGGGGAGAAAUCGACCUCAGGGUCAUCAAGGUCAUUGUCAAUGUUUUGCCAAGUAUCAGGACCCGCUACACUGAGCUUAAUGCCACUGCUGACAUCAACCAGGCCGUGAUGUUGGCCUGUUACGCAGAUGGCUACCCAGAACCCACUGUUACAUGGGCACGAGCUAAUAUCGUGCUGGAAUCAGAUGGAAAGUACAACCUGAAUGAAGAUGGGUCAGAGUUGACCAUCAAAGACGUCACUAAGCUUGAUGAAGGAGAUUACCAGUGCAUCGCUAGAAACAAGGCUGGAGAGAGGAGUGAGGAAGUCUCACUCAAUGUUUUUGUGCAACCCAAGAUCACGUUCCUAGAAAACCAGACGGCCUCUGAAUUGGAGGAGCAGAUCACAUUAACUUGCGAGGCCACAGGUGACCCCACCCCCAACAUCAUCUGGAGCUUCGGUCGCCGGGUCUUCACCGAGAACGAGCAGGUGCUGAGGUUGAGGGAUCAGUGGUCAGUGGGCAAAACGAUUGGUACUAAAGGCCGGAAAAUAGUGGAUUGAUAUAACGGUAGAAAU